Brenthis ino (lesser marbled fritillary) is the source of this 681-nucleotide messenger RNA. The record is from the annotation of a GenBank genome assembly. Lineage: Eukaryota; Metazoa; Arthropoda; Insecta; Lepidoptera; Nymphalidae.
AUGACAGAAUUUGGUCCCGAACACCCGAGGAACUUAAUACCUGAACUGUGCAAUCAGUUUUAUCACUUAGGAUGGGUUACGGGGACAGGUGGAGGAAUAUCUAUCAGAGAAGGUGACAAAAUAUAUAUAGCGCCAUCUGGUGUACAAAAGGAGAGAAUGAAACCGGAUGAUCUGUUUGUACAGAGUAUAAAUGAUGUGGACUUAGAACUGCCGCCUCCGGAAAAAAAAUUAAAGAAAAGCCAGUGCACUCCGCUAUUCAUGCUGGCCUAUAAACAUCGCGGCGCGGGCGCCGUCAUACACACGCACUCCCCGCACGCGGUGCGUGUCACAUUACUGUACGGAGAUGUGUUCGAAAUCACCCACCAGGAGAUGAUAAAGGGUAUAAAAGAUGCGUCACUAAACCGCUACCUUCGUUACGAUGAGAAGUUAAUAGUUCCGAUAAUAGAGAACACGCCUUUCGAGAAGGAUCUGGAAGGCAGUCUGUCCCGCGCGCUGCAACAGUACCCUGGCACGAGCGCCGUGCUGGUGCGCCGCCACGGCGUGUACGUGUGGGGGGACUGCUGGCAGCAGGCUAAGACUAUGACCGAAUGCUAUGACUAUCUCUUUGAAAUGGCGGUGGAAAUGAAAAAGCUCGGUCUAGAUCCUGCCUUGAAUCCAGAAACCAAAGAAAAUGGGAAUAAA